Messenger RNA from Leptosomus discolor (cuckoo roller), 946 nucleotides. The record is from RefSeq and is a predicted model, not a curated record. Lineage: Eukaryota; Metazoa; Chordata; Aves; Leptosomiformes; Leptosomidae.
CAUCUCUUCCGCCUCUGGCCAAAGGCCACCGAUGGGCCAAAAAGGCACCACUUCUGCCAGGUCAGCGUCUACCAAGUGCUGGAGAAGAGCGAGCCGGAUGCCCCCGGAGGGAAGAAGCUGCUGGCAGCCAGGCUGGUCUCGCUGCAGGGCUCGGGCUGGGAGGUCUUUGCCAUCACACAGGCUGUUCGUGACUGGACCGAAGACGAAAGCAGCAACCAGGGUUUGCUGGUGACAGUCCAGGGCCUGGGCGGGAGCCCACUUGACCCCCCACCGCUGCAGUUCGCAUCCAGCAGGGACCACCACGAGAGCAAGAAGCCCAUGUUGGUCCUGUUCACGGACGAUGGGCGCCGGGGAGCGUCCCUGCCCAUGGCUGGCUUCCCAGAUUUACAGCCUCAGGCUCCCCUCCUCCCUGCUAAGAUGUCAGUGCCCAAGCCGGCUGGGCCACGCAGCACACGCUCACUGGACCGGCUCCAGCCCUGCCAGAGGCAUCCCUUGUCUGUGGACUUCGAGGAGAUCGGCUGGUCCGGCUGGAUCAUCUCACCGCGGGGAUACAACGCCUACCACUGCAAGGGCUCCUGCCCCUUCCCGCUGGGUGAGAACAUGCGGCCGACGAACCAUGCCACGGUGCAGUCCAUCAUCAACGCCCUCAAGCUGAGCGAUGGCGUCAGCAGCCCCUGCUGCGUGCCCGACAAGCUCUACUCCAUCAACCUCCUCUACUUUGAUGAUGAUGAGAACGUGGUCCUCAAGCAGUACGAUGACAUGGUGGCCGGGAGCUGCGGCUGCCCCAAGGAGGAGCAGGAAGGUGGAAACGCUGCCGCGGUGGAGGCUGCUCCUGCUCCCUCCAGAGUAUCUCUGCAGGGGUCUCUCUCCCAGAAAACCCUCUAAAAGAGACUGGGGUGAGCAAAGCAAGAGGGUGCCCAGCUCUGCCCUGGGUGGUGGCACCCCC